Messenger RNA from Pararge aegeria (speckled wood butterfly), 2538 nucleotides. RefSeq names its product nose resistant to fluoxetine protein 6-like. Lineage: Eukaryota; Metazoa; Arthropoda; Insecta; Lepidoptera; Nymphalidae. The transcript is spliced from 13 exons. The record is from RefSeq and is a predicted model, not a curated record. Gene Ontology annotation, molecular function: acyltransferase activity, transferring groups other than amino-acyl groups. The coding region runs from base 148 to 2136 and encodes 662 amino acids.
AAACGUUUUCGAGGAUUUAAAAAUCAGGUGUUACUAUUUUACUUUAGACAACCAAUAAUUUACAUACAUUGAGUUAUAGUGUGAUGUGACUUAUGAAUAGAGUUGUUAUAUUCAUCAAAUAUAAUAGUAAUUUUUUUUAUUGCAAAAAUGAAAGCGAUUAGUCUCAUAUUACUACAUUUAUUGGUUUGCCAGUGUUCCGGGGUGAUUUAUAAACUAAAUGAUUCGGACUUCUCUCGAAUGCCGCCGGUGUUUCAUCUCGACGAUUACGACCACUGUAUCACGAAUCCCGAUGGACUAUACUGUUCAGUUGAUAUCGACGUGGUGUCAGACACUGGGAGUGAGCUAUAUAGCAUGAUGAAAACUUAUUCGGAUUAUAAUAGGAAACAUUUCAACCACACCUCACUCCACUAUGGCAUCUGUGUUACGCAUACAUGCAAGAAAUUCUUACCAAUUAACGCAAUGAGCAAAACUUUGAAUAACACAGGUGAUCUAAGUAACACAGAUCUGCAACUAGUUCUUGAAACAUGCCUCAAUGAGUCCCUAUGGAAUCACUAUGAAUUGAAAACUAAAAUAGCAGCACCUAUAUACUGUAAUAAUAUAGAAGAACAGGUAAAAGAUGGUGGACACUUAGCUGUGGGUGUUUUCUUGCUAGUUUUACUAACAAUGAAUGUGAUUGGAACUCUCUACGAUGCCGUUUUUGUUAGAGGACAGAAUAGAGCAGGUAACAACCUGUUAUUAUGUUUUUCUGUGCCGCAUAAUUUCUCGAGACUAAUCAACCCGUAUGCGAAACUCGGGCCGCGAGAAGAGCGAUUAAAAGUCUUCCAUGGGUUAAGAACGCUAACAAUAAUGUCAGUGAUAUUUUGCCACUCUCUCCUACCAUUCGCACUUGCACCGGAGAACGUGCAUUACGUUGAAUCGCUUUACGACAAUAUAAUGCACUUCAUAUUUUUAAAUGGCACCGUUGUUGUGCAAACAUUCUUUAUCAUCUCGGGAUGCCUGCUGGCUUACAAGUUGGAAUUGUAUGCGGAAAACCACGAAAUCAAUUGGACUCUCCUACCGAAAAUACUUAUUAACACUUGGGUAAAACUGACUCCAUCUUAUAUGGUGGUACUGGCAGUGACAGCUACGUGGCUAGGAUAUGCAGGUUCUGGACCAUUUUGGAAGAUAGCAGUAAUGAGAGAAGUUGACGACUGCCGCAUUGACGGAUGGGCGAAUAUGUUGUAUAUCAACAAUUACUUUGACCAUACGCAGUGCAUGGUACAAACUUGGUAUCUCGCAUCUAAUAUGCAACUCUACAUCCUUGGAUACGUCACAUGUAUAUUAAUAAAACGCGGUAGAUGUCGAAAGGCUGCGCUAAUACUUCUAUUUAUAGUUGGUAUUAUCACACCAAUCGCACACACUUAUUUCCAAAAUUUGGAUGCUGUACUUAUGAUAACUCCAGAAACAGCGAGAUCAUUUAUGGACAACCCAACAUUCAACCAUGUCUACAAAAGAGGUCAUACGAAUAUAUUUAAUUUUGUAUUGGGAAUAGCCUUAGGGUUUCUUAUCUAUCGAUUACAGACAAAUGAAGUUAACAUGCAGAAAUAUAAGAAAUAUCGUUAUCUAUUCCUGCUGACUUUUCCUGCUAUCGCCGGAUCAAUGUUUAUCGGAAGUGUCUUCUAUUUGGAUGGCACUUCUACGAGUAUUUAUACUAAGGCUAUUUACGCAGGUCUGAUCAAACCGUUAUUUGGAAUCAUAUUAGCAAUUCUGAUUAUUGGAUGCGUUUUUAAAAUUGAAAAUGUAUACCGAACCAUAUUGGAAUGGAAUGGAUGGAAGAUUCCAGGGAAAUUGUCGUAUUGUGCCUUCUUGCUACAUAUUGCUUUGGUUCGAAUCGCCACUGGGAGUCUUAGGACCCUGGUCCCAUUGACUAACCUACGGAUGAUAGAAAUCACAAUCGCAUUUAUAGUGAUGUCUUAUCUGGUAGCGAUACCUUUUUGGCUGUUAGUAGAUGCACCUAUGACGGAGUUUCUACAAAAGCUUCUGACCGGAAGCCUGUGUCAAAGAACAGAAGAAACAAAAGAAGUCCCUGACAAUAAUAUAGCCUUAAUGAAUAAUUUGAAAAUGAUUGAUACUGAGAAAGGCAAUUCAAGGUUGUAAUAAUAAUAAAUAUAUUUAAGAUAAAAAAAACAAAAUUUAAUUUUUAAAAUGUAUUAUAUUUAUAUCCUUAUAUUCAUAACAAGUCUUAUAAAGGUAUUGUCUGUACAGACAAACAAAUUUGUUUCCAAAACUUCUGUGUUUGUGUCUACCAGUAACGGAGAUUUGGGCUUGUUUAUUCAAAAUAUUGAAGGUACUCCAAUAGCUAUAGUUUUGUAUUUUACGGAAUAAUAAUGUGCUCGUUAAAACUAAUAACUAUGUUACAAUACAAAUAGAAAUUUUAAAUAUUUCUUGAUUAUUCUAAUGGAAGAAAUGAUUUUUUGUUUAUUCAUUGGAGCAUGAUUCAGAACAUAUUUUAAAAUUAUUUUAUAAUGCAGCAAUUUCAUUGUCAAUUUAAACCAGAUU